Messenger RNA from Anthonomus grandis grandis, 1420 nucleotides. RefSeq names its product cathepsin L. The coding region runs from base 171 to 1190 and encodes 339 amino acids. Lineage: Eukaryota; Metazoa; Arthropoda; Insecta; Coleoptera; Curculionidae. The transcript has 5 exons. The record is from RefSeq and is a predicted model, not a curated record. Gene Ontology annotation, cellular component: lysosome. Gene Ontology annotation, molecular function: cysteine-type endopeptidase activity. Gene Ontology annotation, biological process: immune response.
UUGUUUUGGUUUGUGUCUGGGUCAGAUAACAAGGACAAACAGAAAAACUAUUAUAAGCGAAAUAGCGAAUAACGCAAUAAUAAUUUAUAAACUACGUAGCUCGGGCCUUUAUUAGUCGUUUUAGUAGUCACAUCAGUUCAAUCGUAGUUUGCAGCUGAAGAAGAGUUAAAAUGAAGUUCCUAAUAGUACUAUUUGCUGUAAUCUUGGGAUGCCAAGCAGUAUCCUUCUUUGACUUGGUACGGGAGCAAUGGAAUGCCUUUAAGGUUCAGCACAAUAAAUCUUACGAAUCUGAAACUGAAGAACGCUUCCGAAUGAAAAUCUUUAUGGACAACGCCCACAAAGUGGCAAAACAUAAUCAACGCUUUGAAAAAGGAGAGGUCACCUUUAAGUUAGGGCUGAACAAGUACGCCGACUUACUUCACCACGAAUUCGUUUCACUUCUAAAUGGAUUUAACAGGACGAAGAAUGGAAUUGUAAAGGGAUCUGAUCGUUUAGAGAGUGCAACAUUUAUUCCUCCAGCGCAUGUUACCUUGCCUGAUACUGUUGACUGGAGGGAACAUGGAGCUGUAACACCUGUGAAAGAUCAGGGACACUGUGGCUCAUGCUGGAGUUUCAGUGCUACUGGAGCUUUGGAAGGUCAAAAUUUCCGUAAAACUAAAAAGCUGGUUUCUCUUAGUGAACAAAAUUUGAUUGAUUGUUCUACCAGAUAUGGUAACAAUGGGUGCAAUGGUGGACUUAUGGAUAAUGCUUUUAGAUAUAUUAAGGAUAACGGCGGUAUUGAUACUGAGGAGAGUUACUCAUAUAAAGCUGAAGAUGAAAAGUGCCACUACAAUCCUAAAAAUAAAGGUGCCACAGACGUAGGAUUCAUAGAUAUCGAGUCGGGCAAUGAGGACGCUCUCAAAGCCGCCGUAGCGACCGUGGGUCCCGUUUCUAUCGCCAUUGAUGCCAGCCACGAAGCAUUCCAACUUUACUCAAGCGGAGUUUACGUGGAUCCCAGCUGUAGCUCGCAGGAUCUUGACCAUGGUGUCUUGGCAGUAGGUUACGGUACGGACGAGAAAACCGGUCAAGAUUACUGGCUCGUAAAGAAUUCUUGGGGACCAUCUUGGGGAGCGGAGGGAUAUAUUAAAAUGGCCAGAAACCAGGAUAACCAGUGUGGUGUUGCCACUCAGGCCAGUUACCCGUUAGUUUAAAUAUAUUUUUGUACGUUCUUAGAUUAAUUGUUAGAUUUAGGCAUUUUUGUGAUUAUUAGUUUGGAUUGUAAUGCAGCUCUCUAAAUGAACAAUAAGAUUCCAAUGUGAUUUUAGUUGUAUCAUGCAUUUAUCUACUGUUAAGAUUUUUUAAUAGUUCUCGCCUACGCUCGAAUUAAUAUUUUUUAAGUUUUGUGUGUAUUUUUUAUGUAAGAAUAAACCUAUAGUUUAUA